GGGGGUGGCCCCGCCCCUUGCCUGGGGGAACGGGCGGCGAGCGCGCGGUAUGGAGCGCUCCGUGUCCAGUGUGGAGUUCUGUAACCUGGCCUACGCGGGGCAGCUGGAGGAGCUGCAGGACCGGCUGAGGGAGGACCGCAGCCUGGCCACCCGCACCGACCAGGAUCACCGAACAGCGCUGCAUUGGGCGUGCUCCGCGGGACACACGGACAUCGUGCAUUUCUUGUUAGGCCUGGGCGUGCCUGUCAAUGACCAGGACGACUCUGGCUGGACUCCUCUCCAUAUUGCAGCUUCAGCAGGCCGUGAUGAAAUUGUGAAAGCUCUGAUUGGAAAAGGUGCUCAAGUGAACGUUGUUAAUCAAAAUGGCUGUACACCUCUGCAUUAUGCAGCCUCCAGAAAUAGACAAGAGAUUGCAGUUAUGCUGUUAGAGAAUAGAGCUGAUCCUGAUGCAAUGGACCACUUAGAAUCCACUCCAUUACACAGAGCAGCAGCUAAAGGAAAUCUAAAAAUGAUACAGAUCCUACUACAGUAUAAAGCGUCUGUGAAUAUACAGGACUCUGAAGGGAACACACCUCUCCAUUUAGCCUGCGAUGAAGAGAGAGUGGAUGAGGCAAAGCUGUUGGUGUCACAUGGUGCAAGUAUUUACAUUGAGAAUAAAGAAGAAAAGACCCCACUGAAAGUGUCAAAAGGUGGCCUGGGAACUGUACUUAAAAGAUUGGUGGAAGGGUAGCAGUACUGGAUGAGUUAUGACUUGAAUUCCAUUCCUGAUGCACCCAUUUAAGACCAUUACCUUAAUAUUUUGAUAGCUUAAUGGUGAUGUCUUCAAUGUUGUUAUAAUGUGCACAUAUAAUAUAUGCAGGGGUAUAUAUCCAUACCCUUCAAUUGUACUGCCAAGUGCAUUUCUUCUAAUUGCCUGUUAAUUAAACCAGUCAGCACUUUUAAGUUGUGUCUUGUUUCAUGUGAAAUUAUUGUUACUCUUAUAAAUUGGAAUGGGAAGAAACCUGUUAGGUUCUUUUCUGUUUUACAGGGUCUGGUGUGAGGAUGUUUCGUUAUAGUAUAUUGUGUUCAGACCUGCUGCUUGAGUCAUUCAAAAUUAGGUUUGCUUUGGACACCUAGCAGUCUAAUAUUACUUUUCGUUACAGCUGGCCAGAAAAUGAAAUUGAAAUUCUGUUUAAAAAAAAACAAAAAAAAACUUCUAUAGCGGGAAUGUUGUAAAUGUUUCCAAAAUGAAAUAUGCUUCUUGGAAUCCCAGGCUGCCUACCCAGAUGAGUUACCGAGGAGCUGGGGAUCCCAGGGCAUACAGGCUGCUGGCUUCUCAGCAGCCCACCUGAUGGGGAUAUCAGGGGUGCUUAUUUUGGGAGCUCCGGAAGCCAAAUUUCAAAGUCAGUUUGCCCGGCAGGCUGCUGUGGAGCCUGCCGGGCAAACACAGAAAACAGAGUCAGCAGAAAACAGUUCUCAAAAAAAAAUUCCGUUAGAAAAUUUCCAAUCAGUUCUGCAUCUUGUAAAGGAACUGGCGUUUUUUGCCUUUUUUCUUCAUAUUACAUAUUUUGUUUUUUAGUUUAAUCCAAUUCUUAUUUCACUUCAGACCACUGUAAACUAUUCUUCUCCCUCCUUGUUAUCUAAACUACUGUUCAACUACUUCUAGAGGUUAAUUCUAUUUGUCACCCCUUUCAUUCGUCAAACCCCCUUUUGGCAUAGCUAGGAAUACUUCACUCUCAAUACAUCCUUAUUGCCUGGUCUGUCUGGCCCUCUAGCCUGUGAUGUUCCUUUCAGUUUGUCAAAUGCUUCCUGGUAAUGAGAUGCUCAAACUGUGUCUAGUAAUGUACAUGCAGACUUGCUAGUGCCCCUGCGGAGACAGUCAUCUAAUUACAUUGCUUUCUGCUGGCCCAGUAUGUCUCACUGCGAGCUCCCAUUUAAUUUCACUAUCUGCUAUCAUCUUGUGCCUUUAUUUAAUAUUCCAGCUUUUAAGUGUGUGUGUUGCCCAUUGAGUACUGUGUCCUGGAUUUUUUUUCCUUAGAUGUACUAGCUGAAUCUCAUUGAAUUUUCUUUCUUUUUACUUGUUAGUUCUCUCAUUUAUCUUCUGUCAGUGCUGGUGGUUGUGUUGCAUACCCACUGUGUAAUAUUCUUUAUGACUUUAAUGUGCUAUUCACCUUUUUCAUAUCAAUGGUCCAGGGCACCCUUAUUUACCAGCAGCAACUUCUGAUUCCUUAGUUAUAAAAUUGUUGUGUGACUGAAAGACAUGUUCAUGCCGGCAUGUACUGGUCUUUGUACGAAUAGCGAAUAGCCUCGUAGGUGAUCGUUGUAACAAAAGUUCCAAGCAGUGCCCUGAGGUUGUUGUCCCUGUAGUGAGAGUUAUCACUUUACUAGCUUUCUUUGAAUUUCCUUGCUGUGAUUACGUGGCCUGCACAAGGGCCUUCCAGCAGAUAGCUCCUUCUAGUUCCAUGAAUACUUGGGAAAUAAAACUGGUCUUUCUGCGAAACCAGUUCUUCUGGAAAGUCAUCCUCUUUCCAGGAGGACCACAGCCAUGCACGUUCAUAACUUGGGAGCUGAACUCUUUUGGAAUAGGAACACUUCUCAGAGGUCAAACUGUCACCAGUCCACUCAUUCCUUGUCUCUCUUGUCUGGGGGGCAGAGGAACUCAGACUUAGCUGUGAGCUAGCUUUGAUUCAGGUGAAAAGAAGCUUCAUGGUAAGACAAUUUCCAGUAAAAUCAUAUUCCUAAAUGUGAACUUUCAGAGUAGUGGGAGCAGUAGCGUAUCCUCCCUCACAUUCUCCUUUCUUGGAGAGUCGAGUUGAAUAAAGUUAUAUUCAUAUGCUAUGAACAGAUAGUACUUUUUACUGUGACUGGAUUCCAUGGCUGUUGGCUUCCCCUCCGGACCAUUCUUUGUCAGAGGAGUAAACCAAUGAAGUGAUGCAGUCCUGUGGUUUCUCUGCUAACCAAGCAUUUGAUGGCUUCUCCUUCUCGCCUUGGCACUGACCCAUGUCUUACAUUUGCUGAUGAUGAACACUGAAUGGGUAAAAGAAAAGCGUUUUAUGUGGCCAUUACAUUGUUUGUUGUCAUCCUUGAACAGAGCUGACAUUGCCCCUGCACGGCUUUAGGAAGUGUAUGAGACAUAUAAUUCACUGAUGGCAAAGCACUUAGUGUCAGGGAAGUAUAGAAUUGAGAACACAGGACUUAGCAGCAAAGAAUUGUUUAACAGGUGCAGUGAGCACUUCUUAGACCACCCACCGCCUCCCCCUCCCACGCAUGCGCAGUUUUUGGUGAUUUUUUUGUUUGGGUGGGGUUAGAUUGCUCAUUUAACAAACUUCUGUAGUUAACAAUAUAAUAAAGUUUUGUAACGGCAAACUUUAUUAAACUUACUAUACAAAGAAUCUGUAUCGUAGCUAAUCACUUAUGCACAUAAGUCAUAAAAAGAGCCAAUCAGUAAGCUGAAAUAUUGCCAGAGCUGAGAUGUGGGGGAGAGAGACGCAUGUCCUAAAAUCAGGCUAUCCUUCAGUUACAAGGCAAAAUUACAAACCAAAUAAUAAAACUUCCACAAUAUAACUGCUUACUGUAUAAGGGACUAAGUGAUGCAGUUUCCUACCAACAAUUGUACAGCAAACCAGAAAAUUCUAUCUGAACACUUCAUACAAGUGAUCUCUCCACACCAGAAAAUAAAAUGCAGUUUUAAAUUUUCUCAGGAGAGAGUGGCAGGGUCCAAGCAAAACUUGCUCUUUAAUAAAAACCUGUUGACAUGCAAAAUUGCAUUGAGAGAGAAACCAGUGAUUUUGGCUAAGAUGCUUUUCAGCCUGCAUCUCUUAAAUACUAAAUUCCAGGAACGUCCAGAAGUAAGGACUAUAACCUUUGUUCUUAUAUCCUAACCCUGUGUUGUAUAAUAUUACUGCAAAGGGUUAUAUGGAGAGAAAUAUAGACUCAAGCUAAAACAGAAUGAUUACAUAUUCUAACCGUUGUGUAAGUUUUUGUGAUGAUAGAGUUAAGUAUUAAAAUGUCGAAGGUUUGAGCUUUCAGAUGCGUAAAGUAUCUUUGGCUUGGGUUUAUGUAAAUAACUAAGUCUGUUAAGCAUCUACAAGUAUGAGUACCUUGUUGCAAGGAGUGAAAUUCUUACUCUAAUUCCCCUAAAGCUGUUGUAGGAGAGGAGUGAAGCCAGCGUGUCAUCAAAACUGUGCAGCUCUAUGGGAGAUGGGUUACAGUAGGACAGAAGGGAACAGAGACGUAGCUUUUAUAUUGCUUUGUCUCUGGCAAUUUAACAGUAUUUACAGCAGGUGCUUAAUGCUCGCUCAUUGCAACAACUCACAUUCCCUGCCCUCGAAGACCCCUGCGUGGGGACGGGUUAAAAGUAGAGAGACAAGUGAUGCAUGACUUGUGCAUCAGCCAUUGGUACUAGGGGAGAGGUGAGUACUACUGCAAUCUGAGCUGUAAAGGGGGUGGGGAGGAAUUCUGUAUGGCUAUUUGGGAUCUUUUCAGGUCAAAGACAGGUUGCUACACUCCUGUGUCAGUCUAUGAAUCCUGCUUUCGCCAGGAGAUAAUGGCUCAGAGACAUUGUGUGACUUUUUAUAUAGAGCUUCCCUAGUGUGACGAAGUGGGAAUUUUCUGUAAUAAUUGUAUGAAUCCUAGGUAUGCCUCAGUUUCCUUCUGUACAUUGCAUUGCGGGGCAGGGAAUGAAUAGCCACUUUUAAAAAAAAAAAAAAAAGUCUUGACCUGACCCAAAUCAACAGAGGGACUGGAAGAAGGGGGCAUUUGGAGGGACUUAAGUGGCCAGACCAGAGGAGACAAAAAAGGGCCAGAGAGGGCUUAUCAAGGCACUGGUUUGACUACAGUAGACUAUUGCUUAACUGCUGCCUCUGUGUGCUCACCUAAGGACUUUCAGAAUCUGUGCGCCAGGUGAUGAUAAACUGUUACCUUGUUUGAAAGGCUGCCUGUCUUGCUGUAAGCAUUCUGUCCUGAAGGGACUGGCACAAGCCUCCGCAGGACUCUUGACUUGGUUGGAUUCGCUGCAGGGAGCCAAGGAGAGAGACAGGGAUUGCUGGUGCUCAGUCAUGGAGGCCUUGGACCUGCCCGUUUGGAACUGUGAAGGUCCUUGGGGCCUUGCCCAUUAAAGGGGUCACUCUCUGCAGACUGGGUACAGUCUGGGGCAUAGACCAGACCCUGUGGCUCCAUGGCACAUAAUAACAUUCCCCCAUCUCCCUGGAGAGGAUAGUUGGGUCACACAAGAAAGAAAGUCUACUGUAUCAGAGCAAAGUUCUGAAAAAUAGCCUCCACCACUCAUGCAGCUCUUCAUGGGUUUCUGUGCUCUACAAACAUGAUUAUUCUUUUAUUUAAUUUGCCAGGAUGUUCACUGGAAAGCAAAAGCACAGUUAUAAUCCUACAUCAUAAUAACCCAUAUCUUUGAAGCCAGCUCAGCUGCAAUCAUAUCUGGGUGCAUCCCAAAAUGGUAAGAAACAUAUCAACCUCCUUUAGUAAAAUACACCCAAGUAAACUUACUAUUUGUCUGAAAAUACCUCCACACUUGCCCUCCCCCAGAGUCAAUCUAGCUUUUUAAGUAGAGGUGCAUUGAAAUUGGUGUUAGGAAGUUAGCUUUUUUAUAUUUGCCUGAGAACUGCUGUCGUGCUUUAUUUGCAAUUAAUUUUUGUAGGCUGCAGAUCCAUUUGUGUUCAGCAAAUGUGACUAGGAGUAGUUCCUGUGAAUAUUCAAAUGACCUGUAUGAUUGCAGAAAUCAUAGUAACCUCUUUCGCCUUGCUAACUUAGCUUACUAAAUUAUGUUAAG
Molecule: messenger RNA, 5764 nt
Organism: Gopherus evgoodei (Goodes thornscrub tortoise)
Lineage: Eukaryota; Metazoa; Chordata; Testudines; Testudinidae
Gene: PSMD10
Product: proteasome 26S subunit, non-ATPase 10
Exons: 5
Coding region: 50-730 (226 amino acids)
Molecular function (GO): protein binding
Source: RefSeq, a predicted model, not a curated record